AUGUCGCAUCUCGCUCGUGCAGGUCGCCUCCUCGCCCGCCCGUCCACCUCGGCGGCCCUCGCUCCCUCGUCCGCCGCCGCCGUCGUCGCGCGCCCCUUCUCGUCGUCGUCCACCGCCGCCAAGCAGCCCACAUCCGCCACCACCACCGACGCCGACGGCAAGGUCCGCCGCAUCCUCACCUUUAGCAAAAAAUCGGGCCAGUCGACGUUCAAGACGUACCUGCCCGUCACGCCCUCGCUCCGCCAGCUGCGCGUCCCGAUCUCGGAGCACCUCCACAAGGGCGGGCCGUUCCGGCCCCUCACCGAGGCCAAGCGCGGCCACGGCGGCCGCAACGACCACGGCCGCAUCACGAUCCGCGCCCGCGGCGGCGGCCACAAGCGCCGCGUGCGCCUCGUCGACUUUGUCCGCCGCGAGACGGGCGAGCAGCACGUCGUCCGCAUCGAGUACGACCCGGGCCGCAGCGCCCACAUCGCCCUCGUGCGCCACAAGGAGACGGGCGCCGUCAGCUACAUCCUCGCCCCGAACGGCCUGCGCGAGGGCGACACGGUCCAGUCGUUCCGCUCGGGCGUGCCCGACUCGUUCCUGAUCGGCGGCGGCGCGAGCGCGCAGCGCUCCAACGAGUUCGGCGCCGACGUCGACGCCGACGCCGCCGCCGAGUCGGUCGACCUCGUCGACCCGUCGGCGCCGCAGAGCGUCCUGCCGCCGCGUGCGCCGCCGUCCCUGUCGCAGAUCGACGUCUCGGUCCUGCGGUCGCUCGCGCUGCGGCCGGGCAACUGCCUCCCGCUGCGGCUCAUCCCGGUCGGGACCGUCAUCCACGCCAUCGCGCUCUCGCCCGAGGGCAAGGCCGUCCUCGAGCGCUCGGCGGGCGGUUCGGCGCGCAUCAUCAGUGCGUCGAGCCCCGGUGGCAAGCACGCCCAGGUGCGCCUCUCGAGCGGCGAGGUGCGCCUCGUCGGGCUCGACUGCGUCGCGAGCAUCGGCGAGGUGAGCAACGGCGACCACCAGCACCGCAACUUGGGCAAGGCCGGUCGUAUGCGCUGGUUGGGCUUCAGGCCGCAGAGCCGAGGUGUCGCCAUGAACGCGACGGACCACCCGCACGGUGGUGGACGCGGCAAGAGCAAGGGAGGCAACCACCCAACCGACGAGUGGGGCAACGGCAUGAAGGGGCAGCGCACGCGGGCGCCGCAGAGCAAGAACGGCAACAAGAUGGUGGUGCGCGAGCGGCCUCGCGGCGGCAUGAAGAACAAGAAGCGCUGAGGGUCCCUUGUCGAGCGAGUAGACCGUGUUGCUGUGUACGAUCAGAGUCGCACGUCGUUGUCUCUGCUA
Molecule: messenger RNA, 1323 nt
Organism: Rhodotorula graminis WP1
Lineage: Eukaryota; Fungi; Basidiomycota; Microbotryomycetes; Sporidiobolales; Sporidiobolaceae
Exons: 3
Coding region: 1-1254 (417 amino acids)
Biological process (GO): cytoplasmic translation
Cellular component (GO): ribosome; large ribosomal subunit
Molecular function (GO): RNA binding; structural constituent of ribosome; transferase activity
Source: RefSeq, a predicted model, not a curated record